UUUGUAAUAGCCCAAAAUAAAUUCUUUAUUUAAUUAUUCUAACGAAAAAUAAACUUAUUAUUAUAUUAUGCGAAAAAUGUGUGGUUAUAUUUUGAAAUACAUUGCUUUUUAAGCUCCUCGGCGUAUAAAGUCAACUAACAACAUAUAAAUCUGUAAUUACCUCUUUACCUACAAAAUUUUAGAUUAGUAGUAAAUUUGGUGGUUUAUUCAACAUGUCCAGCAAUUGGGGGUUCUGCGAUUUAUCAAUUAGUAAAAACUACGAUAUCGACAAAUUACAUAUAAUUGAGAAACUUGGUUUUAACACGAUAGCAAUAAACACAUGCUUGGAAGAAGGAAGCGAUGAACCUAAAAAGAAGAAAAAGAAAGGAGACACGAGAGAGAUUAAAGAUUUCGUUCCUCCACCGAUGGAUUUACCAAAAGAUAACAAUUUUCAAACAAAACUUAACAUACUGCAAAGGAUUACUAUAGAAUUUUCAGAUUCUGGAAUCGUUCAUAAAUUAAAUCGCUCUGAAAAUAUAAAAAAAUAUGAUAUUAUAGCUGUUAUACCAAAAACAUUACAAGCAUUUCAGUAUGCUUGUAGUUCUAUGGAUAUCGAUAUUAUUAGUUUCGAAACUGAAGGAAGAAUACCCUUUAAAGUACAUCGUAAACUUUAUAAACAAGCUGUAGACAGGGGUAUAUUUUUUGAAAUAAUGUACUCCCCUAUUAUUAGAGAUUCCACAGCCCGAAAGAAUAUAAUAAGCAAUGCCCAUGUUUACCACACUGUGGGGAAAUCAAAGAAUAUAAUCCUCACAAGUGGAGCUGACAAUCACAUGUAUAUCCGUAGUGUAAAUGAUAUUAUAAAUUUGGGAUUUCUGCUUGGCCUCAAUCACAACGAGAGCUUAGAAGUUGUACGCAACAAUACACGAAGAUUGAUUUUGAAAACUGAAGGGAGAAAAUGCGGUAAACAUUACAUGUCAUUCAGUCCUAUAGAAAAUAAAAUUAAUGAAGAUUACUUUGGUAUUUUAUUUCUUUAAACAUGUACAUACAUAACCUUUUAAACAUUAAAUAUCAGUAUUCAAUUAAAAUUAUACAUCACAGUUUAAAUUUGACUUACAUACUUAAAAAGUUAAAUUUUAUUUCAAUUUACAAUUAUCACAUUUAGAAUGGGGAACUUGCACCAAAAUUAUAUUAUUGUAUUUUUCUUAUAAAUUUUACUAAAUAUUUUAAAUAAAUCUGAUGGAACUUAAUUUCUGCAAUCAAUGCUACUUUUUAUUUUUUAUUUCUUAGAUGUUAAAUGGUUACAUCUAGAUCACAAUGUGGAAUAUUCCUUUAUACAUAGUAUCGACUGUAUUGUAGAAAAACUUUCAAUCUGCCCUAGUACCAGUAAUUAGUGCUUUCUGAAGCACUAAACGGCUAUCAAUUCACCAAUACAUAUUUAGACUUACAGAAAUACUGUGUCAGAUAACUCAACCUCGUGUCUCAAGG
This is a messenger RNA of Bombyx mandarina (wild silkworm), 1464 nucleotides long. It is a transcript of the gene Rpp30, whose product is annotated as ribonuclease P protein subunit Rpp30. Lineage: Eukaryota; Metazoa; Arthropoda; Insecta; Lepidoptera; Bombycidae. Gene Ontology annotation, cellular component: nucleolar ribonuclease P complex. Gene Ontology annotation, molecular function: RNA binding. Gene Ontology annotation, biological process: tRNA processing. The record is from RefSeq and is a predicted model, not a curated record.